Messenger RNA from Acanthosepion pharaonis, 696 nucleotides. The record is from the annotation of a GenBank genome assembly. Lineage: Eukaryota; Metazoa; Mollusca; Cephalopoda; Sepiida; Sepiidae.
AUGAAUAAUACGACAUUGUCUUUAAUUACGGAGAUAAUAUUCCUUCUUUAUAUUCUCUUUUCCUUUUUUUUCCUUUUUCUCUUUUUUCUUUCCUUCUUUCUUUCUUUCUUUCUUUUCUUUUUCUUUCUUUCCUUUAUCUUUUCUUUUCUUUUUAAAUUUUUUUUUUUUUUUAAAUAUUAUUUUUUUCAUUCUCAUUCUUUCUUUCUUUCUUUCUUUCUUUCUUUCUUUCCUUUUUCUCAUUCUUUCUUUCUUUCUUUUUUCUUUCUUAACUUUUUUCUCUUUCUUUCCUUUCAUUCUCUCUCUUUACUUUUAAUUUUUUCUUUCUCUCUUUUUUCUUUCCUUUUCUCAUUCUUUUUCUCCUUCUUUCUUUUUUCUUUACAUUUUCUUCUUUCUUUCUUUUUCUCUUUGCUUGUUUCUUUUGCUUUCUUGUCUUUUCCUCUUCUUUUUUGUUUCUUUCUUUUAUCUUUUCUCCUCCUGUCUUUGUCUUUCUCUCUUUUCUUUUUUCCUUCUUUUCUCUUUCUUUUUCUUUUUCUUUCUUUUCUCUUUCUUUUUCUCUUUCUUUCUUUUCUAUUUUUCUUUCUCUCUUUUUUAAUUCAUUUUUGUUUCUUUCGUUUUUCUCUCUCUUUAUUUUGUAUUGCUUUUCUUUCUUUUUUCUUUCUUUCUUUUUCUUUCUUUUCUUUUUCUUUUCUUUCGUAA